ACCUUUAAGGUGUGCAUUAACUGGAACGAAAUAUGCAUGGCUGAGCUAACUGCUGAAGCACUUCUUUCUAUGCACGUAGCUAGCUAUGUCAUGAUCUAGCAAGAAAUGGCUCUGGUUUCUCAGCCCUCUCAAGAUGACAAUGAUUGUCUGCUGGUGGCUAGGAUGGACAACUCACGAGUCCUUGCAUCCAUUCUCAAAGCCAUCAGCUUCAGAGAGAAGGCCACUUGUUUCAUUAGCAGUAAUGGCCUCAAGAUGACGGUGGAGCAGGCCAAGUGUGUACAAGCGAGUGCCUUCAUACAGUCGUCUCUGUUCCGCCAGUUCCAGUACUCCCCCGACUAUCCCUCAGUGUUUGUCAUCAGUCUCUCUGCACUCAUUGAGUGUCUGAGUAUAUUCGGACCGACGGCUCCGGAUGCACACACAGCUCUCAAGAUGUCCUAUGCUGGUAAAGGUCAUCCUCUUUCCUUGUUGCUAGAGGAGGGUGGUGUGCUCACUGACUGUCAGCUUACCACACAAGACGCUGAGGAAACUUUGGACUUUGACUUUGUGAGUGCUAACGUGGUGGCCAAACUGAUCAUGGCUGCCGAGUGCCUGAGAGAGGCUUUCUCAGAAUUAGACAUGACCAGUGAGGUGGUGGAGGUGAUGAUGACCCCUGACCCCCCGCACUUUAGACCGCACUUUAGACUCACUACAUUCGGCUAUGCUGGAACCACACAGAUUGACCAUCCCAAGGAUUCUGAAAUGGUUGAAGUGUUUGAAUGUCAGAAAUCUACGGUCAACAGGUACAAGCUGUCAUUGCUUCGGUCCUGCACUAAGGCACUCAGUCACGCCUCCAAGAUCUCGUUAAGAGUUGAUCACAGGGGCUUCCUCUCAUUGCAGUGUAUGAUUAUACCCGAGAACAAGCAAGUGUGCUUUGUGGAGUUUCUAUGCGUUCCUGAUGAAGACAUGGACUCUUAAAAGCACAGCACCAACUAAGCUGUUAACCAAACUAUUAUAAUUAUACCAAUCACUUAUUUUAUUCUGUUUCACUGUUAUGUGUUUUACCAACAUAGUACAUAAUAAUAUUAUAUACAUUG
Molecule: messenger RNA, 1073 nt
Organism: Halichondria panicea
Lineage: Eukaryota; Metazoa; Porifera; Demospongiae; Suberitida; Halichondriidae
Product: cell cycle checkpoint protein RAD1-like
Biological process (GO): DNA damage checkpoint signaling; DNA repair
Cellular component (GO): nucleus; checkpoint clamp complex
Molecular function (GO): 3'-5' exonuclease activity
Source: RefSeq, a predicted model, not a curated record